Messenger RNA from Dictyostelium discoideum AX4, 2826 nucleotides. RefSeq lists its product as hypothetical. Bases 1 to 2826 code for a protein of 941 amino acids. The record is from RefSeq and is a predicted model, not a curated record. Lineage: Eukaryota; Evosea; Eumycetozoa; Dictyosteliales; Dictyosteliaceae. The transcript is spliced from 2 exons.
AUGGGAAAUACAGGUAGUAAAAGAGACAACACAGAUAACUCUCGAUAUACACCAACAGGUCUAUAUAAAGAUUGUGAAUGGGAUCAAAAGAUUAUAAAAAGGUUAAUCGUCGAUAAAAAGAUAGCUCCUCUUACUGUUGGUACAGAAGAUGAAGGUCCAAAUCUUGAGGAAUGUCCAAUUUGUUUAUUAUAUUAUGGUGGCGGAUUAAAUAGAUCGAAAUGUUGUAAAAAAGGUAUUUGUACAGAAUGUUUUUUACAAAUUAGAAAACCAAAUACUGAUGGUAUUAGUUGUCCAUUUUGUAAUCAAUCUGGUUACUAUGUUAUAUUCACUGGUCCAUUAUCAAAGGAGGAGAUACAAAAGGAUGAAUUGGAGCAAGCAAAAGUUAUAGAGUUAACAAUUAAAAUGAAGAAAGAGGAACUUGAAAGAGAAAAGAGUGGUGAAAUCCUAUCAACAAGUAAAUCACCAACUCAACAAUACUUUUCACAACAAUUCUCUCCACCAAAAUCAUUUACUUCUAGUCAAAUCGCUGAUUCUAUUUCACCUUAUUCCUCUCCAAUUAGAAUUCAACAACAACAAGUCAUACAACAACAACAACAACAACAACAACAACAACAAAAUAGAAAUAGUAACACUCAAAAUAUUAAUACAAAUAACCAACAACAACAACAACAACCUGCUGCAUUAUCAUUUUCUGAUCUUUUCUCUGGUAAUUACUCUGAAUCUGAAAUGGAGAAUUUAAUGUUAACAGAAGCUAUAAGACUUUCACUUUUAUCUCUUUCAAAUGAAACAAAACAAACAACUACCACUACCACUACCACUACUACAAAUAGAAAUACCACUAGCAAUAACAAUAGUAAUAGUAAUAGUACAAAUAGUAGUAGAAGAAAUUCCAAUAAUCAACCACAUCACCAACAAUCAUCUUCAUCAAGAAGUAGUAUUGGCAGUAAUUUUAGUAGUAAUAAUAGAGUUAAUAAUAAUAAUAAUAAUAAUAAUAAUAAUAAUAAUAAUAAUAAUAAUAAUAAUAAUAAUAAUAAUAAUAAUAAUAAUAAUAAUAAUAAUAAUAAUAAUAAUAAUAAUAAUAAUAAUAUUAAUAUUAAUAAUAAUAAUAACAAUAACACUAAUAAUAGAGCAAGUGUGUCACCAAAUUCUUCUAUUGAUGAGUUAUUUAAAAAUGCUGAUAAUGUCAUUAAUAAAGAAAGAGAAAGAGAAAAAGAUAGAGAAAAUGGUAUUGAUAUAUUUUCAAAGAAACAAAAUACAAACAAUGGUGUAAGAAGUGCUUUUAAUGAUUCUGAUGAUCAAAAAAAUCUAGCUGAUUUAUUUGACUUUGGUAUUAAAACAUCUUCAAACUCAUCCUCUUCCUCUCCUGCUAAAUUGGGUGGUAUUUUAUCAACUAAACAAACCACUACUACAACUACUACAACUACAACAACAACUACAUCAACCUCUCCAAAUUUAUUGGGUUCUGAUCCAUUAUCAGCAAUGUUACAACAAUCACAACUACAACAACAACAGCAACAACAACUACAACAAUCACAACAACAACAACAAACAUCAAUCACAACAAAUUUGGAAGUAAAACCAAUUGAAACAAAACCAACUACAACUACUACAACUACAACUAAUAAUAAUAAUAAUAAUUUAACAAAUAUAAUAUCUGAUAUUGCUAGCAACAAUAGUAGCGUUGGUGUUGGUAGUGGUAUCCAUACAAAUAAUACAAUCGAUAGUGAGAGUGAAAAAAAUUUUAACUCUAAUUGUGCAACAGUAUCCACUUCGGUAAUUGAUGACAUUCAAAGUAAUUUAGAGAGUGAAUGUUCAAUAUUUAGUAGAGAAGAUGAUGAAUAUGACGAGGAAACAGGUGAUGUUAUUUCACCACCAUUCGAUCAAGAAUCAACCACAAGUAAAUUUAGUAAUGUCAGUGGUGGAAGUAGUACUAGAAAUUAUCCUUCCCACUCUAGACACUCUUCAAAUAAUAGUUCAACAAGUAGUGGCUUUGAUUUCAAUUCAUUUAGAGAUAUAAAUAAUUUAUCUGCCAAUAUCAAUAAUAAUAGUAGUAAUAAUAAUAAUAAUUCAAAUAACAAUAAUAAUUUAGAACCAAUUUAUAGCGCAAAACAACAAAACAGAUCAACAAAACCAAAUCAAAAUAGACUAAAAUCAAGUCCAAUAAAUAAUCAAAAAUCCUUACUUUCUAAUAAUAAUAAUAAUAAUAUCACAACCAAAAAAUCCUCUGAUAGCAGUAUUAUGAACUCAUCUGGUAACUCUAUAAAUAUUAAUAUUAGUAUAAAUAAUAAUAAAACAAUAAUUAUAAAUCAACCCACUCUUUCACAACCACAACAACAACAACAACAACAACAACAACAACAACAACAACAACAACAACCACAACUUGAAAACUCUGUAAAUAUCAACAAUAAUAAUAUCACAAAUAAUGAUAAUGUAAAUAAUAAUAAUAAUAACAAUAAUAAUAAUAAUAAUAAUAAUAAUAAUAAUAAUAAUAAUAAUAAUAAUAAUAAUAAUAAUAAUAAUAAUAACUCAAAAAAUGAAAAAGAUAAUACAACUACAACACUUGAUAGUGAUGAAGAUACCAGUACAUCUGUUGGAGAGAUUUUAGCAGUGAUCGGAAAAAAUAUUUUAAUCCCAAAUUCUGAAAAAUGUCAUGAUGUUGAUGAAAAUACUUUAAGCAAUAACAAAUUGAACGAAGAAAUGGAAAAGAAUGAACCACAAAAUUCCUCUCCCUCUUCAUCAUCAACCACCACAACCACAACUACCACAACUACCACCACAACAACUAUUUCUCAAACUGCUGGUAUAAUCACAAAUGAUUGGUAG